Messenger RNA from Scomber scombrus (Atlantic mackerel), 1978 nucleotides. RefSeq lists its product as uncharacterized. NCBI's taxonomy places the organism in Eukaryota, Metazoa, Chordata, Actinopteri, Scombriformes, Scombridae. The transcript has 3 exons. The coding region runs from base 297 to 680 and encodes 127 amino acids. The record is from RefSeq and is a predicted model, not a curated record.
UGUGUGUGAAGGCGCCACGUCGGCAGAACCAGCAGGGUGAAAAAGAGACCUGCGUAGCUCUGCCUGAAACUGUAGAGAAGAGGAGAAGUUAAGAAAAGCAGCUGCAGAUUUAAAUGCGAGAAACGGAGAAGAACAGAAACGACAGAAACAGACAGAAAGACAGAAACACACACAGAGAGAAAAACAGCUUUAUUUAAUCUGCAGCACAGUUUGGCUCGCUGGACUGAAACAGGAGCUGCACCAGUCUCAAGUUUCUCUGCUGCCAGGUGUGUUUGUGGGAGAGACUACUGGGAACAAUGGUGAAGAAUGUGAACAGCGUUAACACGGAGCCCCAGCCAGGGACCAGCGUGGCCUCAGAUGAAGCUGAACCCGCCUACAGUCAGCCUGCAGAGGACACUGGUAAGGACCACGUAGUGCCUGCUCCGAGUAUGAUGUGGCGAGUGACCGGUGGCCUCUUCAACGUCACCAAGGGCGUCGUGGGUGCCGCUGUGGGCGGGGUGGCUUGGGUGGGCGGCAAGAGUCUGGAGAUCACCAAGUCGGCCGUGACCACGGUGCCCUCUAUGGGGGUGGGGCUGGUGAAGGGCGGGGUGUCGGCCGUGGCGGGCGGCGUCUCCACGGUGGGUUCGACGGUAGCCAGUAAAGUCCCGUUCACAGCCAAGAGGAAAGACAAGGCCGAGUGAAAGGGGAGGAGCCGCGUGGCGGAGAAGGUGAUGAUGACGAUGAUGAUGAUUAUGAUGAUGAUGGAAAUGCCCCACCCUGAGCCAACAAGAGAGGCUGUCAGCUGUUCUACUGUCUGCCAAUCAAGACUUUUCCCACAGGGUCCACAGGUGCCUUCUGAUACCUUUUCUCGGUCUUGAACGUAGUUUUCUUGCCCACCACACCGAGAUCGAGACUCUCAUGCAAAUACUAUGUUCAAAUACCUUUUAAAAAUUCAGUAGUACUGCGAUACCAUGGCAACCCGGAACACCAGCAAAGAAACAUUAAGUCACCAAAAUGCUUCAUAUAAAAAAGUCCGUCAUGUGACCUGGACUGGGUUUGGAUGUCUGGCUCCAGGCAGAUUACAUGGACUGGAAUCCACAUCAGCACGUGGUGGACUUGAAUAUUUUUAUCUGUUUACGAAUCAGACCGAGGCUUCUCCAGUCUUCUGUCUUCUGUCUUCUCUCUUCUCUCUCUUUGCAAUCUUACACACAUUUGGUGGUUAAAAUGCUGAUUUGUUUAAUCCUUUUUUUUCUCCUCUUUUUUUUUUUUUGUGCGAUGGUAUUGAAGUUAUAUUGAAAUCUGUGAGAGAAGAAUGAAAUGUUUCAGCGUUUAAAGCGAGGGAUCAGCAGCGUUCUUCAGGGCACAGUUAGCCUUCAUUAUGCCUGACCUUCUUUAUCGUUUGGAAGAGCCCGGGGCGGUGUUUGUUUUUUACCCCAGCAGCCUUGAAUCUGCAUGUAAGAACACUUCUCUUAAAUGCAUAUCUGAAGACUGUAGACACACUCACAAGAAGACCAAUACUGGGCUCAGGUCUUUUCUUUUCUUUUUUUUUUUUGGUUUUGUUCCACAGCUACAUUAUUGUUUGAAAUGUUGAAAUGUAUUUUUUGUUUUUCUUUUCAGUACGUAUGAAAUGUUUAAAAAUAAAUAAAUAAAUGCUGUGUCGGACACUUAAAAGUUGAGUUUUAAAGAUUUAAGAAGAACAGUUUCAGCAGCUUUUUUGUUUCAUUGACGGUUGUGUUUGUGAGAAGAAGAAAAGUGCCCGAUGUUGUCUGAACUGCUCAGUCAGUAAAUGUUGAACUGUUACCCUUUUAAUCACGGGGGUUAACACCUUACUGGGUUUUUGGAGGCAACAUUUGUGAACGUUUAUAUGCAAUAUCAACAUUUCAAUGCAACAUUUGGAGUGAGUGGAUGCUGUUGCUGAUGGGACUUAACUAUGUGAAUGUCUUGUAUGUGUUUUUUCCUUUUUUCAGUACAUAAAUAAAGUAGUUUGGGAAGUUAAAUA